Molecule: messenger RNA, 2109 nt
Organism: Rhagoletis zephyria (snowberry fruit fly)
Lineage: Eukaryota; Metazoa; Arthropoda; Insecta; Diptera; Tephritidae
Molecular function (GO): nucleic acid binding; zinc ion binding
Source: RefSeq, a predicted model, not a curated record
AUGUACAGCUCACUGUCAUCGCUAGGCUCCGGAUCAACUAUCGCACAGGCUAUGUUAAUUUAUAUUGUUAUAGAAAAGUGUGAUCAACAAACACGCAAUAAAUGGAACGAAGCACUGAAUUUGAAUUCAUUGCCCACCUGGGAACAAUGCUCGCAAGUACUCGAACGGCACUGCCAGUUCCUGCAAUCUAGUGGAACUACGCUGCACUUAAAGUCGGAACCUGCAAGGUUACUAUCUAACGCCAAGCAAGGUCAACGCUUACAAUCAACGUUUGCCAUUUCUAAGGCGCACUGCGCUUUAUGUUCAAAUUCGGAACAUAAACUUGCAGAGUGCUCACAAUUCAAAGGUAUGAGUACCACCAACAGAUUUGAUUUCAUUAAAAAAUGUGGACUUUGUAUUAAUUGUUUGGGUACUGGUCAUCGAAUGGCACAGUGCCCUUCGAAGCAUCGAUGUCGAAGUUGCAGCCGUUCGCACCAUACAUUGCUUCACAAUGAGAGACCACCGCCGUCUCAACAGCCAUCCAUAUCGAAUUCGUCGACAACGUCGUCAUCAUCGCAACCUGUCGCUGCCAUCACGCAUUCUCAUAGCAAUCUGUCGCAAGCCGGCAAUGUCAUUUUAGCAACCGCCAUGAUUCUCGUGAAAGAUUCUUCGGGCACGUACAAGGUAGGCAGAGCAUUGCUGGAUUCGUGUUCGCAGGUUAACUUCAUAUCAGAAGAGUUUGCCCAGAAGCUUCGCCUUCAUCGAGACAAGCAACACGUUGAAAUUCGCAGUAUUGGCGACUCACGCACCAGCAUCAACUUCUGCGCCACUACUACUAUCAAAUCCCGAUUAACUUCGUUUGAACUCUCGUUGCAAUUUUGUAUUACGCCACACAUUGCGUAUCAACCCGAUUGUGAAAUUGACACUUCGCAGUGGAAUUUACCAGCUAAUACUCCACCAGCUGAUGAAUCGUUCAACAAAUCACGUCGUGUUGACCUUUUACUUGGUACGGAAACAUUUUUCGAUCUGCUAUCUGUUGGGCAAAUAAAGUUAGGGGCAAACAUACCCACCCUUCAAAAAACGUUGCUCGGAUGGGUGGUGUCCGGCAGAUACCAGAACCAUCAAGCCGCUCUACGUAAUGCAUGUAUGUUGUUAUACAACGUGUCCAUCGACACAAACCUGAAACGCUUGUGGACCAUCGACGCUGUUGAUACGCCAAGCGAUCCUCUUCAGCCUGAGCAGCGAUUGUGCGAGGAGUACUACUCAAAACCAACAUAUCAGCUCCCCAAUGGUCGUCUUGUAGUCAGCUUACCAUUUAAACAAGCAGCUGACUGCCUCGGUAACUCCAUAGAUAUUGCUCGUCGCCGAUUCCUUGGGUUGGAACGUAGACUUCUACAGUCGCCUGAGUUACGUUCGCAGUAUAUUGCAUUCAUGCAGGAGUAUGAAGAUCUUGGCCAUAUGAGACGAGUGACAGAACCAAAGCCAGCUAGCGUGUCAACAAAACUGAGGGUUGUGUUCGAUGCGUCAUGUCGCACAUCAUCGCAAUCCUCUUUAAACGAUCUGCUCUUAGUUGGCCCAUCGCUUCAAGAUGACUUGUUCAUACAGCUGCUCCGAUUUCGCCAAUUUCGCUUUGCAUUGACCGCAGACGUAACUAAAAUGUAUCGGCAGGUGCUGAUACGGCCUAGUGAACGAAGAUAUCAAUAUAUUCUCUGGAGAACAUCACCCGAUGACGAAUUGCAAACAUAUGAGUUGAAUACAGUCACUUACGGCACAGCGUCGGCUCCAUACUUGGCAGUUCGUAGUCUGCACUAUUUGGCUGAUUUAUAUAAGGAAGAGCUGCCGCUGGGGUCUUCAAUAGUCAAAUCGUCAUUUUAUGUGGACGAUUUAUUGUGCGGAGCUAAUGACAUUGAGUCGUUACGUGCAAUUAAAGCAGAAGUCACAGAAAUACUUCGUCGCGGAAUGUUCCCACUAACAAAGUGGCAUUCUAACCACCCCCAUAUUGUUGAAGUUCAAGGCUGUAAGGAAUUGGAUAUUCGUGAAGAUGCAGUAUCUAGUGCACUAGGUACAACUUGGAACCAAGAAAGCGAUAUGUUUCUUUUUACAUUCACUCCUAAAGCAAACAGUAACAAG